AUGUCUGGCUUUGCGUCCAUUGACCCCGCGUCUCCCAGCGACGCCCCGCAGAUCCUGUUCCAAGGCGACACACGCCAGCAGCAAGGGGAUAGACUGUCGUGCGAGUCAGGAAGCCCCAAAAAUGGACUGCGCUGCGGCAAUGACGAGGUUUGCGGAGAUGGUGGACGCGCCAUCAAGGGGUGGGCGCAGCAGCGGCCAUUUGGUGGUGCGGGAUGGAUUCGUGGAUGCAAGGAUGAGAUCGAGAUGGAUGGCUUGAUGGAACAAGGUCUGCUGUUUAAUCUCAAAGGAGAGGUUAGACUGAUCUGUGGAUGA
This is a messenger RNA of Aspergillus tanneri, 312 nucleotides long. RefSeq lists its product as uncharacterized. Lineage: Eukaryota; Fungi; Ascomycota; Eurotiomycetes; Eurotiales; Aspergillaceae. The record is from RefSeq and is a predicted model, not a curated record. The transcript is spliced from 2 exons. Bases 1 to 312 code for a protein of 103 amino acids.